Asparagus officinalis (garden asparagus) is the source of this 354-nucleotide messenger RNA. Its product is annotated as antifungal protein ginkbilobin-2-like. The transcript has a single exon. Bases 1 to 354 code for a protein of 117 amino acids. The record is from RefSeq and is a predicted model, not a curated record. NCBI's taxonomy places the organism in Eukaryota, Viridiplantae, Streptophyta, Magnoliopsida, Asparagales, Asparagaceae.
AUGAAAUCGACAGUACUCAUCACUAUGCUACUUGUGCUCACGUCGGCAACUCAAGCGGCGGUCGAGCCUACGUGCUUCGGCGGCAAGUAUGAGCCGGGAAGCAGGCAGGAAUCCAACGUGCACGCUGUGCUCGACAGCAUCCUCGCCAACACCGUCAACGCGCCCAACCGCCAGCUCACGGUUCGUAUGGAGUCGCCGGACGUUUUCGGGUAUUCGAGCUGCGAUUUAGGACUGCCGGAGGGGGACUGCAGUUACUGUAUCAGUGUGGGUGUGUCGAGUAUUAGGGAUAGGUGUAAUGGGUAUGUUGGGGCUAGUGUGGAUGAGGAGGGCUUUUGCCAUGCUCAGUAUAAUUAA